This is a messenger RNA of Hyphopichia burtonii NRRL Y-1933, 2969 nucleotides long. RefSeq lists its product as uncharacterized. Lineage: Eukaryota; Fungi; Ascomycota; Pichiomycetes; Serinales; Debaryomycetaceae. The record is from RefSeq and is a predicted model, not a curated record. The transcript has a single exon. The coding region runs from base 133 to 2787 and encodes 884 amino acids.
CCAGUAUCGAAAACCGGAGCAGAAGCACAACAAAUACUUUGGGUAAGUUUCUUGUUCCAGCGAAGACCAGCAUACCCCAUAACUUCGUUCUAUACUCUCUCGAUUACCUACUAGUGGUUAUUCUAGCCGCCCAUGAGUUCACCACUUAAAUACGAUACCUCCCAUAUAGAGGAUAAGCUAUCACCCAUUAAACUAUCCCAAUUGAACCCUUAUGAGAAGAAGUCAACCCCUCCAUUGAAUUCCAAACCUACUCCUCCUUCAAAACUUCGUAAUCAAAUUAUUGAAGAUGAUGAUAAUAACACUAGUCCAAUCAAAUUGAAUAAACAUCCUCAUGGAUUGACAUCAAAACAAGAGAAUCGUCGUAAUACAAUCCAUCAUAUGCCUGCAAUUACUCCAGUCAAUCAGAAAAGUUCGAAUAUAAACCAUGCUAAUACCGUAAAUCAUAUUAACUAUUUAUCCCCUCGUUUAAGCAAGAUUCAACAAUUAAUUGAUUCUCAAAGGAAAAGAGCUGCUUUAACCUUAAAUUCAACUGGUCGUACUCUAAAUUCUGUUAAUUUGGAUCCGAUAAAUCAAUCUUUUGAUGAUUAUUCAAGCCCUACGCGUCCACCUCAAAAAAGGAAAUUUAAACAACAUCAACUACAUCAGCAACUUGAUAAUAGUGAUAAAGAAAAUGAAAAGUUGAACUCAUCUCCCAAUAGAGACCAAGACACUGAUGAACAUAUAAAUAAAAUCUCUAAACUAUCAACCAAUGCAAAUACAACCUCUGAUAAUAAGAGAAAUUCAAAUGAUACAUUUUUUGCCAAACAUGAUUUAGUUGGACAAUUAAGUUCAAAUCGUUCCAAAAGUAAUAUUCAAGAUGAAAGUGACGAUGACUUAGACUACGCUGAACGUAGCGACGAUAUAUCACAAACAAUGAUGCCUUCUAAGAAACAAGAAAUCACUGAAAAUGUUAAGGAAUCUGAAGAAGAUCACAUUACUCCUCAACGUUACACGGAGCCAUUUGCACAAAGUCCGCAAACUAACCAACAAAUAAGAAUUAACGAAGUUUAUACAAAUGAUGAAAACAAGCAAUACAAAACUAAUAAAGAAAUUAAUUUAGUUGAAGAAGUAUCAAGCCCUUUAAAAGAUCAUGAACGAGAAACUUCCAAAUUACCUGGUGAUGAAUCAGAUGAUGAUAUCGAGAAUGAACCAACAGUUAAUUUUUUGACGUCACCAAAUUCCAAACCAUAUUUUUCAAUUUCAUAUAUUAAUAAACUUCAAGCUGAUCAUGAACAAGAGGUGGAAGAAUUAAGUAAUUCCAUUCGUGAAAAAGAUGAACAAUUGAUGAGUUUAUCAACUGAUUUAUUCUCAACAAAUAGUCAAUUUUUAAAAUUUGACAGAGAAAUCAAAGAAUUGAAACAAAAGAAUAAAAAAUCUAUUGCAAAUGAAGAAUCGUUAACCAUUCAAUUAAGACAAAAUGAGCAUGAGUUGGCAUCAUUAAUUAAAAAGAUCAAAGUGAAGGAAAACUCAAUAAUUAAAUUAGAAACUUUAAUUAAAAAUGAUCAAUUAAAGAUUGAAGAAUUGAAUAAAUCAAUUGAAGAAAAAAAUCAAUCGUAUGAAAAUUUGACAAGUGAAAAUCGUACAUUACAGAAUCGAAUUGAUGAAUUUGAAUUUAAUAAUAAAGGUCAUGAAUUCAAAUUGAAAAGUCAACAGGAAGAAAUAUUAGCGAAAGAUAAAGAAAUAAAUAUUUUAACCGAAGCCAAUUUAGACUAUAACACUAAAGUUGAAAAAUUAUUGAAAGAAAAGGAACAAUUGUUAACCGAGAAUGGAAAAUUUAAUACUGAAUUAUUAAAUUCCAAAAAUUUAAUUCAAGAUUUAGAGCAAGAAAAAGAUGAAAUCAAUGAAAAAUUGUUAACUGCUAAUAAUAACUUAAAAUUUCAACAGGAUCAAAUUAAUAAUUUAAAUAAUGAAAAUUUGAAUAAUAAAACAAAAUAUGAUGAUUUAGUGAAAGAAGUUGAAAUUUAUCAAAAUGAUUUAAAUAAGUUAGAAAAUGAAUACGGAUCAACUAAUGAUGAAUUAGUUAACUUGAAUAACUUACAAAAACAAAAUGAAGAUAAAAUCAAACAAUUAACUAAUGCCCUCAAUGAUUCUAAUGAACGUAAUGGUGAAUUAAAUGAACAACUUAAUAGUAAAAUGGUGGAAAAGGGAGAUUUAGUUACUCAAUUAACUGAUUCUCAAUCAAAAAUAUCCAAACUAAUCAAAACAAUUGAAGAAAAAGAUGAUUUAAUCAUUGCAGAUACUAAAAAAAUUGAUGAAUUAGUACAACAAUUAAACGAGUUAUCUAAUAGAUCACCAUCUAUAAGUCCAUCAAAAGAAUCUCUUUCGAAAGAGGAGUACUUAUCAUUAAUUGAAAAAAUUAAAUUAGAACAUCAACAAAAUUUAAGUGAUGAAAUGCAAAAGGCAAGUGAUAAUUUAUACAGAUUAUACGCUAAAAAACAUGAAACUAAGGUUAACGAAAUUCACGACAGACAUAAAAAAUCAAUGAAAACCUUAAACGAAGAGAUUUGGAAGAAAAAAUCUGAAAAUGAAAGCUUACUAAAGAAAUUUGAAAAUUCUGAAUUCGAAAAAGAACAAUUACUUAAAAUAAUUGAAGAACAAAACGAAAAAUUGGAAAUGGCUUCUUUACCAAAUGGUGUAUCUAAUUCUACCACCCCCGCUAGUUCGAGAACUCAGCAAAGGCCAAUCUCAAGGAGACAUCUAACUCCAAAGAAGACCAGUGGUGGUCCAACUAGAAAAAAGUUUGUAUAAAUAAUGUAUAGAUGAAUGUAUAGAUCGGCACCAAGUGACUCGGUAUCUGACUCCUGCUUUGACUCCUCCCGCCUCCCGCUUCCCGGACCCGGGGCUGUCUCUGACUCGGCGCACAAAACUCCCGUACCCACGCACUUACCCUGGGUCUCAUCCCGGAAAAAAACUAACCACACUCUAACACG